AAGCUGCCCGCAGACUGACCGCGCAAAGCAUUGCAUUGGACAGUUCCGGCCAAGCCGUAGCGAACGUUCGCCAUGCCUGUGCCAGAGCCAGAUGUUGAGGUGCCUUCCGGUGACACCAAGAAGGGUGCCAAGCUCUUCAAGGCUAAGUGUGCUCAGUGCCACACCAUCGAGCAAGGCGGUAAUACCAAACAAGGCCCUCCUCUUUGGGGUCUUAUUGGUCGCACAUCAGGCACCUGCGAUGGUUUUGCCUACUCCGAAGCCAACAAGAACGCUGCCAUUGUGUGGUCAGACAAGCACUUGUUCGAGUAUUUGCUGAACCCCAAGAAGUACAUCCCUGGUACCAAGAUGGUUUUUGCAGGCAUCAAGAAGGAGAAGGAGCGGGCUGAUUUGAUUGCCUACAUGGCCGAGAUGAAGUAAAGACCAAUUGCGAUCCCUUGUUGAGUCACCAACUUGGUACAACGAUUCAACGUACAGCAGCAGUAGCUGUCUUGUGAUCAAAAA
Cladocopium goreaui is the source of this 501-nucleotide messenger RNA. The record is from the annotation of a GenBank genome assembly. NCBI's taxonomy places the organism in Eukaryota, Dinophyceae, Suessiales, Symbiodiniaceae.